AGCACUCGAUUCGGUUGUUCCUUUAUGAACCAUCGGAUGCAUAUAUCUAUCCUUGUCAGGCGAUUUAAAACCGAACAAUCAGUAGUAACUUUUUCAGAAACAGAUUGGAGAAAGAAUAAUCGAUUUUUUUAUCAGCAAAGUCUAAAAAAAAUUUAACAAUGUUGUGAUUUUACGUUUCAAGUCGGUGGCUUGAUUUGUAAAUAUGUAACAUAGUAAAGCGUUGUUGUAAUAAAACAGGCGGCAUAUAUGAUAUCGCAUGAAGUGAAUUACUUUUUAGAUAGUAAGAAACGAAACAAUAAGCAGGUUCCCCAAAACUCCACAAUGGAUUUCGAAGCAGCUAAUUUUGACAUUAAAGAACAUAUGGAAAGGUUCGAUAUUGAGAACUCAGCCGUUCAUCGCAAACUACAAAGCAAGGUUGAAGCACUGAAGAUUAUGAGAAGUGAGCUGGAGAAGUAUCGUGCCGAACGGGACCAGUUUAAACUGAUGGCUGAAACUCUUCAAAUGCGGUACACGGCAAUGAAAAACAGUUUGAACAAUUCCGAACUGCAGACAGCCGUAUUUGGUCACAAUUCUGCUGUUAGUUUAAUCGUCAAUCAAACUCGAGAAAGAAAUAUGUCACUGAACACCGAAGUCGAAGCACUUAAACAACGUGUUCACGAAUUAGAAGGUGACAUCAAGAUUCUCAGGACGAAGAAUACCGAACUGCAAAGUAUCAGUAAAAAUCUAAAAUCUUCAGGAGAAUUGAAACUAAAAACUCACGUACGAUGGAACGAGGAGAAAUCCAAACUGAUCUGUCAGAUGGAAAAACUCAAGAAAAAAAACGCUCAGUUGCAAUACGACUUUCGGUCGUUGAUUGACGAAAAGGAGGACCUCGUCAUGGAACGAGAUGCAUACAAGUGUAAAGCCCAUCGCCUGAAUCACGAGUUAGGUGUGCUGUUAAAAGGCGAUCAAUCUCAGCAAAAAAUUUUGGACAUUGACGGUCUGAUCUUGGAAAACAAGUGUCAACAAGAGAAAAUUUCUAAUUUAGAAAAUGAGCUGGAAUUAGCAAAACAAUCAGCUUCCAAAUACAAGAGCAUGCUGGAUCCUAAGCGUAAAAGAGGAAUAAUCAAACUAGGCAGCAGAACUAACCAAACGAUAAUGUCUCACAGUCAAGUCAAGGAACUUCUAGAGCGUGGUACUGUUGAAGAGCUUCCUCUGAAGGCAGACACUAUAUCGGAGUUGAAGUCUCUCUGUCUGGCCCUACUAGAUAACGUGAACGAUAAAAGUCUAGCCUUAUCACAUCAGAAAAAGACUAACAAGCUUCUGGCUGCAAACAUUUCCGAGCUCGAGCAACGAAUACACGCUUUAUCGGGAUCAAAUGGUACUGCACUAUCCUGCUUGUCGCCAUCACAAAUUUUACUCAAUGGUUAUACAUCCGCAACCGUUGAUCAUGAACUCGUCGAGGAAAUAGAACAACUCAAGGUGUCGAAUCGAUCCGAAUACAGUGAGAGCGGGGGCAGUGGACUGCGAUGUGGCGGAGAGGGUGCUAGCUCCAAUACAUCUCAAGGUUUGCCGACGGAGCUGCUAUCGUCUGAAUCGAAUAAGAGUUUACCAAGUUGUUCGGAGCUGGCACAAAAUGACUAUGGAAGCGGAUCAUCUUCCGAAUUCACAUCAAAUGCCGACGAAGCCGACGAAGCCGACGGAAUACUUUUGGAUCCGUGCAUCAACGCAGAUCGAAACCAGUUAUUGGACGAUACUGGACUUCCCGAGUUACCACCUGAAAUGGCUGAGCUUGUGCGACGAUACACAGAAAAUAUGAGCAACGACUGUGCUGAUGACAUAUAUUUAGAUUCCUGCAUUGAUGUCGGCCAAGACCAGUCGCUGGAAGGCCAAACCAAACUUCCCGAGCUUCCGCCUGAAAUCGCAAAGCUGGUAGAACAGUUCUCGAGGGAUGACCCUUGUUCCUCUAAAUAAAAUCGGAAGAAACUAGUUAGCACAUUCGUGAUCUCGAACAGCAGAGUGUAGACAUAUGACUGAUAAUUUUUAGCACCUCUUGUCAAGCGGAAAGAUGUGACAGAUUAUAUUUUCAGCCACUGGCUCCAGUUCGAUGUGCUGUUAUAGUACGAUGUACGAAUUGAUGUGUAAGAUAUUAUUGUAUACAGUCAUUCGAAUAAAUAUUCCUGCGAACAAUGUUGCUAUUCAUUUUGA
This is a messenger RNA of Malaya genurostris, 2187 nucleotides long. Its product is annotated as coiled-coil domain-containing protein 149. The coding region runs from base 247 to 1953 and encodes 568 amino acids. NCBI's taxonomy places the organism in Eukaryota, Metazoa, Arthropoda, Insecta, Diptera, Culicidae. The record is from RefSeq and is a predicted model, not a curated record. The transcript has 5 exons.